AUGUCUACAUACGAUAUUGUGAUAAAGAACAUAUCACGGAAUCAAGCAUUGUUAUUCAGUUUAGUUGCAGAACAUUGCUAUAUUAUUAUUAACAAAAUAUUAGAAAAGACGCCGAGGAGAAGUUCCACUUCAACUGUAGCCAAGAGCAGUAGUGGACGAAGGUCACACAAAUCGCUGCACUUGUGCUCGUCGCAGAAUAUUCCACCAAAAAUGACAUACUAUGAUACAUACAUACACACACAUACACACAGACAUAGACAGACACAUACAUACACAGAUGAACCGACAAAAAAUAAUGCAGCUAGGCGAAAACACACAACUGCAAUGGUCAACAGUGACGGGUGGAAGUGGAGAGGAGGGGAGGGACGAUCUUAUUCUCGAAUGAGAGAUACAAACAAGCCGUGA
This is a messenger RNA of Loa loa (African eye worm), 405 nucleotides long. RefSeq lists its product as hypothetical. The transcript is spliced from 2 exons. Bases 1 to 405 code for a protein of 134 amino acids. The record is from RefSeq and is a predicted model, not a curated record. NCBI's taxonomy places the organism in Eukaryota, Metazoa, Nematoda, Chromadorea, Rhabditida, Onchocercidae.